CUACUUCUGUAUUCUAUGAAAUGUUGUUCAGACGUUGUUAGUUUGAACAUUGGACCAAUGUAAUAACUGCUGGUCGUUAAAAUGGAAAAAGAAAGUAAUAUUUUGUUGCUGUGUCACGCUAGUACGUUGGAACUGGGCCGGAAAAUAUGCAGUCUUAAAGUUGAAAAUUGCCCAAAGAUUAAACUCCAUGAAGAAGUCAGUUGGGAGAAAUUUCCGGAUGGAUUCCCAAACCUAUUCAUCCAGGAUGUAGAUCGCUGCAUCGGAAAACACGUCGUGUUCCUGGGAAGUUUCCAUUCACCUAAAGUUAUCUUCGAACAAAUAUCAUUGGUUUACGCUCUGCCAAGAUCAUGUGUCAGGUCGCUCACAUUCAUCUUACCUUACUUUCCCACGGGUACAAUGGAGAGGAUUGAUACUGAAGGACAAGUAGCCACAGCAAGUACCAUGGCGCGCAUGUUAUCUGCUAUUCCUCUAUCUGCCAUGGGACCUGCACAAAUAAUGAUAUUCGAUAUCCAUGUUUUACAAGAAAGAUUUUUCUUCACUGACAACGUGUUGCCACGACUACAAAGUGCGUUGCCAAGGUUACUGCAGGAGCUCAACAAACUAAAGUCCGAGAACUUGAACAUAAAGAUAGCAUUUCCUGACGAGGGUGCCCACAAAAGAUUCCGCGAUCAUUUUGAUGGAUUCGCCAUCAUCAGGUGUAUAAAGAAGAGGAAUGGAGCAAAGAGAGAGGUGUCCAUUGUUGACGGAAGUCCGAACAAUUGUCACAUUGUAAUCGUUGAUGACCUCAUAAUGACUGGCGGCACAGUGAACGAAUGUGCGUUGCUGAUGAAGAAGUCUGGCGCCUCUAGUGUCAGCGCUUACGUAACACACGCAGUGUUUCCAGCAGAUUCUUGGAAGGAUUUCUUAACUGAAAAUCACCAAGAAGGACGAGCUGCUCUUGACAACUUUUGGAUAACCGACUCGAUUCCUCAUGCAAGAGAAAUAUCAAACCAUGAACCAUUCAAGCUACUUUCAUUGGCGGAAAGCAUCUGUAGGUCCCUGCAUAAACUUAUCCUAGUAUGAACAAGUUACUGUGUAAAUACAGUAUCAAUACAUUUUUCAGGCAAAUAGGCCUCAGUUAUAGUUUUGUGAACAAUUUUUGUGAAACAAUUUUUUUUUUCCCCAAAAACAAUGUUUUUAUUGUCAUAGCCCAUUGUUAAAAAUAUUGCAACAAAACUUGUCAUAAAGAUUUAAACCCCAGUUAAAUAAUAUAAUGCUUCAGUUUUAAACUUGUCAUUUUGAAACGAUUUUGUAACAAUUUAGUUUCUUUUUAACUGAUGUGUUUAGACAAGUGGUAUAAUAGUUAUAAACUUAUACAUUUUGAAUUAUUUCUUUGAAAACAGCUCAAGUUUUUCUUUUUUAACAAUGAUUCCCCAAAAUGGACCAGCAUGUUAUGGUCAAUCUCAACAUAGCUUGUUUUCCAUGUUUUCAUUCCUUGAAUAUUCUAUGCAGUUUACGCAUUGUUGAUAUUUAUAAUACAAGAUCUUCACACCAAA
This is a messenger RNA of Ciona intestinalis (vase tunicate), 1535 nucleotides long. Lineage: Eukaryota; Metazoa; Chordata; Ascidiacea; Phlebobranchia; Cionidae. The record is from RefSeq and is a predicted model, not a curated record.